UGUGCUCUGCAGGCUGAGGGUCAGUGUGCAGUAGAGGGACAGACGGGAUAUUCUUCUGUUCUACAAUCAGCGCCUCCCAGUGUUUCUGCUCCUCACUAAUACUGAGACAUGAUUGGAGCAAAAAGAUUCGUCCUCAUUGGCUGCCUGUUACAAGGAGCCCUGGGCAAAGAGUGGGCGGUCUGGAUGCCUCAGAGUAUAGAAGCUCUGAGUGGAUCCUGUGUGCUGAUUCCCUGCAGUUUUGAGAUCCUAUCUGGAUAUGAUGACAAUCUGAGACAGGAUCCAUCUACAGUUCAUGGAAAAUGGUCAAAAGAUAAAACUAUAAUGUUUGAUUCCAGCAAAACUGCAUCUGUUGUGCAAGGAAAGAUCACCGGUGACAUGUUGCAGAAAAACUGCACUACAGUCCUGGAGAACAUUGCAAGGACUCACAGUGGUCAAUACUUCUUCAGAUUAGAAUGCAACAAUGGACUCAAAUUGACUUUUCAACAAAGUGUUCAAAUUAAAAUCAAAGACUCUCCACCCAAACCCAAGUUAACCCCAGAGAGGGUGGAGGUGAUGGAGGGGACCUCUGUGAAUUUGAGCUGCUCUGCUGUAGCACCCUGUCCCGAACUCCCCCCAAAUCUGACAUGGACCCCCAGGCUGAGUGACAGUGUGGAUCACCUGCAAGAGAAUGAGGAUCGAACCAAAUCAGUGUCUUCAGUUCUGACCUUCACUGCUUCCCACCUCCACCAUGGGCAGAAGAUCACCUGCAGGGCACUUUAUACACUGCAACAAGGAGACACUCAGAAGACAACUGAGGCCAGUAGGACUCUCAAAGUUCUAUAUGGUCCUAAGAACACCUCAGUGUCAGUCAGUCUCUCUGGAUCAGUGUUGGUGGGCAGCACUGUGACUCUGAGCUGCAGCAGUAAUGCCAACCCAGCAGUGAAAAAGUUCACCUGGUAUAAAGUGAAUGGGACAGAGAUGAACACUGUAGGAACUGGACAGAAUCUCACCUUCAAUGUGACUGAGUCCAGUGGCAGUGAACAGUACUACUGUGAAGCACAGAAUAAACAUGGAAAAGAGAAAUCAAAAACUGUACAACUGGAACUUGAUUAUCCUCCUAAGAACACCUCAGUGUCAGUCAGCCCCUCUGGUUCAGUGUUAGAGGGCAGCUCUGUGACUCUGACCUGCAGCAGUAAUGCCAACCCAGCAGUGCAGAACUACACCUGGUAUAAAGUGAAUGGGACAGAGAUGAACACUGUAGGAACUGGACAGAAUCUCACCUUCAAUGUGACUGAGUUCAGUGGCAGUGAACAGUACUGCUGUGAAGCACAGAAUGAACAUGGCAAGGAGAACUCAACAACUGUACAGCUGGAUGUGAUAUACAUGCCUCAGAUCUCUGGCUCUGGGAGCUGCAGCAGAACUGCAGCAGAGAUCAGCUGCUCCUGUGAGAGCCGUGGGAAUCCCUCUCCCAGCAUGGAGUGGCGUGUGUCUGGACUGCGGGUCACUAACUCUACUGACAGAGUCAUCAGGGAGGAGCAGCUGGGGAACACAGGCCUGAGGAGCUCCCUCACCAUGCGCCAAUCAGAGGGAGACACGCCCACUUUCCUCUGCGUCAGCACCAACACUCUCGGCUCCUCCAGCCUCCAGCUCCACCUCCCGUCUCCACAGCAACACUCCGGUUUUGGCAUUAUCUCACUGCUGAUUGCUGCAGCUGCCGGUGCUGGUGCCAUGAUGAUGAUAUGCCUCAUAAUGCAGCACAUUCUAAAGAAGAAGAGACACAGCCAGUGUUCUGGAAGUAGAAUGAAGGACAGCGAAGGGCUCAUACUGACAGAUGGGACGGCCGCUCAAGAUGAGGAAUCGAUCCACGCCAACAAGACCAUGCUGUCGGGCGCGAGUGCGGUGGAAAAGGGGGACGAGGGCGCCCUGCACUAUGCCACCGUGGAUUUCUCCAAACUUCACGGCACGGGUGGGGAACACGGAACGGGCAUCGUCCGGGGCACUUCCAAACAGACGUCCGACUACGCCAUGAUCCGACACAAAUCCAGGGAAGAGAGAGAAGGAGGAGAGGAAGAAGCUGAGGAGGCAAAGGAGGAGGUGGAGAAGGAGGGCCAGGCUGAGCUGGGCACAGAGAGGGAGUGGGCCAAGGCAAGGGGCGAGAAGGAGGAGGAGCCCACGGAGGAGGCCACCUACGGGAACAUCUGCCCCUCCAGGCCCACUAAGAGGGCACGGCAGGGACUGCAGCAGCCGCCCGGGAACCCUGCUGCAGAGGAGGAGCAGGAGGAGCAGCGCCAGGAGGAGAACUCAGCAGGAGGCCAGGAGAACAUGUACGUGGAUGCCAUGAGCCCCCUGAUGGAGGGUAACGGAAAGGGAACAGAGGAGUGUGAGUACGCCGUGGUCAGGAAGCCAAAAUAAGUCACCAUGGAGAUAGGCCAACUCAUCACACCACGCUGCACUCUCAUAAUGCCAGGUUUUACUUUACAGCACGGUACAUAACAUGCGUUAUGUUGCAGUACAGAUGUUACAUUACAGUGUCAUGCUGAAGUACAGUAACAUAUGGGGUACCAAAAUCAACAUAAAGCUAUUAUUUUACCAUGCAUUUUCUUCUGCAUUGAACUGAAAUAUCCCUAUUUCUCUCAGAUUUAAUAGAUAAAGUCUUACAUUUAUUGUCUUUAAAAUGACAGGUGUAAAUAUUUAAUGUGGUAUCCGAAAAUGAUAUAAAUGAGCUAAAUGUUUUAUUAAUAAGUGUUUUUUUACCUUUUGCUAAAUCUAUAACAAUUUAGCUAAAACAUUUAAUUAAAUUUAUGAGAUAUUUAGCUAAAGAUUUUGCUUAAUGUACAAAACAUUUUGUUAAAUGAAUAAAACAUUUAGCUAAAUAUUUAACUAAAUUUAAAAAAAACAUUUAGCAAAAUGAAUGAAACAUUAACUAAAUGUAUGAAACAUUCAGCUAAAUAUUUAGCUGAAUGUAUAACACCCUUUAAUGUACAAAACCUAUAGCUAAAUAUUUAACUAAAUGUAUAAAACAUUUAGCUAAACAUACAAGACUUUUAGCUGAAUGUAUAAAACAUGAAAUAUUUACUGACUAUUUGAAACAUUUAUAAUGGUAUAAAACAUUUUGCUAAAUGAAUGAAACCUUCACAGCCCGCCUUACAGUGGUUUACCAAAAGAAACAUUCACCUUAUUGUGGACAAAUUUUGGGAAGUUAAUUUUUGUGAUGACUAAACACAACUAACUUUUCGUCAAGAGGUUCCCAGAUGUGCCUCCGGUCUCUGGCUCUGGGUGUAACGGUGGUGGUGGUGGUGAACCCAAUAGCAUAGGAGACUUGGAUGGGGUUGCAAAAAAAGUAGUAGAGACUUUAAUCAGGAGAUUAGUGUACAGAAAACUAAGGGAGCUACUCCAGGAAAUACAAAAUACUCCAGGCUGUGAAUAACGCUCAGAGAGCACCCAAUCAGAAGCCAGCGCAGAGCAGCAGGCUAAUGGGCUCAAGACAGAGUGAGGAGCAAAGCAACUAAGGCAGAAUAAGUGUUGUGAUUUAUUAACUCUCGAUUCGCUAACAGGUGAACACACAAUCUCAUAAUCAGAGUGAUGGUUAUGUCGCCCUCUGGUGACCAGCAGGAGGAGGUGCAGCUUGAAUCCUCACAUUGGGAGAUGAGUUGUUCCUGUUGGGGCAGUGGGAAUCCUAGCAUGGAGCAGCCGAUACUUGUGUCUGUUUCUUAAUGUCUUUCUUCAGGUCAUCGCCGGAACGUGCAGCAACAAUGCCACGCUCAGGGUGUGCUCGCAUUGGUCAGCACUCCAAUAGUGAACAGAGAUGAACAUUGAACAUUGGCAUAUCCGCCAUUUCAAAAACCAGCCUCAGUGCCAUUUCACAGGCUUGCCAACUACUGAUUUUGAUGUUGUUAUGCUACACCCUUCCUAUGUUGUGGAGACCCCCCUACAAAUUAGCAUUAAAAAUUUAGACUUCCUUUGCACAAAACACUACUUCAUGUAAAUAAAACAGAUCCAGACCCUCAUUCUCUUGAUCAUUUUGAGGAUUGUGUACAUUUUACACUUUUUACUAUUAUAGAUGAAGAUUAUAGUUCUCCCUCAGAAAAGAUAAGGGAGCUAGCCUGGGGGAAAAAGUGCUAUAUCGAGUUAAUUCAUACAUUUCUCUAACUGUGUGGUCAUGUUUGCUGAAUAAAGUAUUUAAGUUGUUUAUUCGUUUUUCUUUUUUUGAUAAGCCAACUCAUUUCAGCAUUUAAUAAAAUGGAGGUAUGCCUAAAUAGUCUACAGUUUGCCUUGCAUCCUGUUUGCCUUGCAUGUUGUUAAAAUAAUGAAGACCAACCUGGAGAUCACUUGCUUCAAAUAAAUAAAAAAAUCAAAAACUGA
Molecule: messenger RNA, 4341 nt
Organism: Anguilla rostrata (American eel)
Lineage: Eukaryota; Metazoa; Chordata; Actinopteri; Anguilliformes; Anguillidae
Product: B-cell receptor CD22-like
Exons: 10
Coding region: 109-2391 (760 amino acids)
Biological process (GO): regulation of B cell proliferation; B cell activation; negative regulation of B cell receptor signaling pathway
Cellular component (GO): recycling endosome; plasma membrane; external side of plasma membrane
Molecular function (GO): CD4 receptor binding; sialic acid binding; protein phosphatase binding
Source: RefSeq, a predicted model, not a curated record